Guillardia theta CCMP2712 is the source of this 1377-nucleotide messenger RNA. RefSeq lists its product as hypothetical. NCBI's taxonomy places the organism in Eukaryota, Cryptophyceae, Pyrenomonadales, Geminigeraceae. The record is from RefSeq and is a predicted model, not a curated record. The transcript is spliced from 9 exons. Bases 4 to 1305 code for a protein of 433 amino acids. Gene Ontology annotation, cellular component: membrane. Gene Ontology annotation, biological process: transmembrane transport.
AUUAUGGUUAUUCUUUUCGGACUUAUCAUGACUGAGGUUCUUCACAGAACUAUGGCUGCUAUGAUUGGCGCAGCUCUUUGCAUGGUCACACUUGCAGUGCAGAAUCGUGUCCCAUCGCUCACCAAAGUCGUUGGUUGGAUGGACCAUGGCACUCUUGGUCUUCUCUGGGGUAUGAUGCUCAUCGUCGGCAUUACGAUGAGAACGGGUGUGUUCGAGUGGACGGGAGUUCUUGCUUGCAAGAUGUCUGGUGGAAACAAGACCAAACUCCUCCUCCUCCUUUGCAUUGUGACAGCCGUCCUCUCCGCUUUCCUGGACAACGUUACCACGAUUCUUCUUAUUGCUCCUGUGACCUGCAAGCUCUGCAAGCUGGUGAACAUUGAUCCAAGGCCCUAUCUCAUCAGUGAGGCGAUCUUCUCCAACGUUGGUGGGACGUCGACCAUGAUUGGUGACCCUCCAAACAUCAUCAUCGGCAACUUGUUGGCCAAGUACCUGGAUUUCAACGCUUUCUUGUUCAACUUGGGUCCUGGCGUUAUCCUGAGCAGCCCCUUUGCAUUCUACUACCUCGUCUAUUACUUCAAGGAUGGAGUGAAAGGUCACCUCUCCGUCGACAUCCCCAAAUUGCAGAAGAUGUACCCAAUCACAGACAGACCUCUCCUCAUCAAGUGUGGAGUUGUCUUGGGUUGUGUCAUCUGCUCCUUCUUCUUGCAUCCUGUCACUCAUCUUGACCCUGCCUGGAUCGCGAUCAUGGGGGCCGUCUGGCUGCUGGUUGCCUUCGACAUGCAUCACUGCCACGAGGCUCUGCAUGCCGUUGAAUGGGACACGCUUCUCUUCUUCGCUGCUCUCUUUGUUGUGGUGGAGGGUGUGGGUGAACUUGGCUUGUUGCGCUUCAUUGCCAACACGCUGAGCGGGAUGGUGGCGACGGUGCCUGUGGAGGGGAGGCAGUACUUCUCCCUCUUCCUCAUCUGCUGGGCCUCUGCGAUCUUCUCUGCCUUCGUCGACAACAUUCCCUUCACUGCCACCAUGGUCCCCGUCAUGAUGCAGAUGGUUGAGACUGUUCCGGGGAUCAGCAUCGAGCCCCUUGCGUGGGCGCUGGCGUUUGGAGCAUGCUUCGGAGGCAACGGGACGCUGAUUGGGGCUUCGGCAAACAUCGUUAUGGCAUCCAAGGCAGAGACUGAGGGAUACCAUAUCUCCUUCGUGGAUUUCUUCCGAAUCGGAUUCCCCGUGAUGAUCAUCACCGUAGUAGUUAGCAACAUCUACCUCUUCAUCCUCAACGCUAUGUUCUGGCAAUCUCACGCUGGCGCGUGAAGUCAGCAGCCUCCUCCCGUUCAUCGUGCUAGUUUACUGCCGUAAAUCAAAGAUCCUUUCACAUCUCACAUG